Molecule: messenger RNA, 816 nt
Organism: Arxiozyma heterogenica
Lineage: Eukaryota; Fungi; Ascomycota; Saccharomycetes; Saccharomycetales; Saccharomycetaceae
Exons: 1
Coding region: 1-816 (271 amino acids)
Source: RefSeq, a predicted model, not a curated record
AUGGUUAAAAGUAAAAUUGAUACUAAAGCCAAAAAUUGGUUACAACCCCAAUACCAUAACCUGGAAGAAUGUAACAAGUGCAGCACCAAAGAACAAAAAGGUCAAUACUCUGAAAAUAUAGAACAGAACUCAAAAGAGUUAACAAAGAAUCCCAAAGUAAAAAGCUUUAACGGAAAACAUAAUAAGGCAACAAAAAAUGAUAUUAAUAGUUUAAAAGAUAAAAACGAAAUCAUUACAUCAAGACAACAUUCAAAAAAAGGUCAAAAAACGUUAAAAAACAACAUUAGUGCAGUUCCUAGAGACUACAUUUUGCUUGAAAACAAAGGUACUGUUGUAACUAAAGUAUCAGAAAAAUCUUUAAAGAAAAAAACAAGACUGUCCAUCGAUAACAACAAACUAGAAGAUAAAAAUAAAAGUAUUAUCUCUGAAUUAUCUCAAGAAAGAAAAAAACACAACAAAGAUAAUAAUAAAAAAAUGAUAGAAUUAAAUUAUGAUGUUGGAGAAAAUAAAAUUUUCAAUGAAUUUAUUUUAGUUUUAAAAGAGAAUCAACAAUUUAUUAACACAGAACAGCAUAACACUAAAAAACGUUUCUUAACCAUCAUGAAAGAUUAUAUUGAUACUAAAAAUAGAUUACCUUUAGUAGGAACCAGUCAACAAACAGGAAAGGAAAAAAAUUUAAGGGAGCAUAAAAAAAUUGUAGAUUUUAAUUCUACUAUUGAUAUUAGAGAAUUUCGUGGAAGUUCUCCAGUAUCACACACAAAAAUAAAAGAACUACACAAAAAGCAAAAAUUUGAAAACCAUCAAAAUACCAAAUAA